This is a messenger RNA of Anthostomella pinea, 2307 nucleotides long. The record is from the annotation of a GenBank genome assembly. Lineage: Eukaryota; Fungi; Ascomycota; Sordariomycetes; Xylariales; Xylariaceae.
AUGUCGCUCUCCAGCAACGACCAGGCCGCCAUGGCUCCGUCACAGAUCGUUGAGCACACCGAAACAAACACCCAUAGCAACAUGCCUGCCAUUGUCACCCAGGACGGCACCCGCGAGAUUGAAGCUGCCCACUCACCUGAUUUCAGUCUCGACAGCAAUGAGGACGCAGCAGGUGAGGCAGAAGACGCAACGCCAGACGCAGACAGGGGUCAAGAACACAUACCGCGUCUCGAUACUACCCAGACAGAUACUAUUCAGACUCAACAUGAUGUAUCAAAUACGCACGGGUCCGCUCGUGACACUGCUACGUCUGAAACCAUGACCCAGCAGUAUGAAGCCGCUGCCUCUUCACAUGAUCUUGCUUCCGCCACCCCUACCCAGCCCGCACCCGAGUCUGCUGCUGAUGCGAGCUCAAGUACAGACCAACAACCACAAGAGAGUCAGGAUAUCAUGACGACUGACGAUGUCCAGCCGCCCCAAGAAUCCAACAAUGAAGCUGCUAUUGACAUCCAAGCCCUGGUUGACAACAUCACAGCUCGAGCUGCUGAAGAUGCUAGUCAGGACUCGGUUGCUCAGGAUGCCACGAAUAAUCCUACCACGGCCCAAACUUCUUCUUUGCCACCUAGACCCCCCAUGCCGCAGCAGCCUGCCACUCAGUCGUAUGCGCAGCCCCAAGAUCUCCCCACGUAUCCUGCUGGAGAUCUUCAUCCGGGUAGUGCUAUGACGAUGCCUCCUACCAUGCCUCCUGCCCUGGGCACUUACCCAGCCAGGGCCCCAGGUACUUCUGCGGAGUCUAGUAUUAGUCUCCCACCUUUCCCACCUUCUACCAGUGCCAUGCACAAUACCCCCAUGUCAAUGCCGCAGCACGAUGGUGCUUAUACUGCCGCUCCAAGUGGUCAGCCCCAGCCGUUCGGCCACCAGCAACAGCAGCAAUGGGAUGGCUUUCUCCAGGAGGAACGUCGAUACGUGUCUGAAGCUAAAUGGGAUAGGUUCCCCGACGGAUCCAGACUCUUCAUCGGCAACCUGUCCAGCGAGCGUGUAUCGAAGAAGGAGGUAUUCGAUAUCUUUGCGAGAUACGGCCGACUGGCCCAAAUAUCACUCAAACAGGCAUAUGGCUUCGUCCAGUAUCAUACUGUUGACGAAGGCCAGGCUGCAAUGGAAAACCUGCAAGGAACUGAGAUUCGGGGUCGGAAAAUCCAUCUCGAAUUCUCUCGCACCCAGAAGAAGGAUGGAGAUGGUGAUAAACGCGGCAAUCGUGGCAAACGAGAUGGUGAGCGCAGCGACCGUCGCGAGGGUGGGCGUGGCCGACGAGAUGACUAUCGCCCGGGACGCCAGCCGUCUCCCAAACGUGGCAGUCAACAGAAAGGGAAUUCGCAAGAUGGCAACCACAACGGCCGCGGCCGUGGCAAUCGCGACGGUGGCUUCAAAAGUGGUCGUGGUCGUUCGCGAUCUCCUAGCUUCGGCGGGCGAGAUGCUGCCCAAUACAGACGUCGGAGCCCCAGCCCGCCUCGUCGCUAUCCGGCGGACAUGGAUCUCGACAUGCCGCGUCGCUACGGAGGCGACAUCCCUGACGUGCAGUUCCUCCUCCUGCAAGAGGUUGAACGAGAAUUUGUCUCCUGGGCUGAGCAAGCAUUCAUCAACCAGGGCUUGAAGGUUCUUGUUAUGUUCCUGAACCCUCAAUUUCCUCGAGAGGCAGUGAUUCAACGUCAGGUGGUGGAGGGCGUUCAUGCCGUUGUGGAGCUUGACAUCCGCGCGCAACAGUUGGGCAUGGUCUCGUUCCAAGUCUUUGACCGCUCGGCCGGACAUAACGUCCGCUACGACCAGUACCAAGACCUUGAUCCCAACGUUGCCGCUCAACUGGUCGCUCGGACCAAGGCUCAGUCACAACUCCCGUCUCCGUACGGCACUGGGCAAUUACCACCGGCCCAACAGUACCCGCACGCCCAUCAAGCACCUUACAUGCCUCCGCACUACCCGAACCAACCCUACCCCGGCCACACGAUGCCUCCUGGACCUGUUGGGCCGGGAGGAUCGCUGGACAACGCAACGCUGCAGAAGAUCCUGGGCACGCUACAUGGACAGCCGGGCGGUCAUCACAUGCCCGGACAGCCGAUGCCGCCGGGCGGCGCCCCCGCCGCCAUGAACGGAUUGCAAGGCGGCAUAGGAGGAGGCCAUCACGCGCACACGCCCCAGCAUGCCGGUGUGGGCUAUCCACCCGCACCUGCCAACGGGGCACCCGGCGGCCAUGGCGGGGAUUCGUCACAUCAUGUCCACAACAUCAUGGCACAGCUUUCUAGAUACCGGUAG